Molecule: messenger RNA, 3016 nt
Organism: Xyrichtys novacula (pearly razorfish)
Lineage: Eukaryota; Metazoa; Chordata; Actinopteri; Labriformes; Labridae
Source: the annotation of a GenBank genome assembly
CACAAGUCCACACAGAGGAUCCAAGGUGAGUCCUGCUGUAAACAGAGAGAUGUGAACCUUCUGUCAGUGUGUGAAUACUUCAGACUCUCUCUGAGGGAUCAGAGUCUGAGUCCUGUCUGUGUCCUCCUGCAGGUCUGCUGGAAUGGCUCGCAUGUCUCUUUUCAGGUUCUCCGCUCUGGCUCUGCUGCUGCUGUCUGCCUGCUGUUGGGCUGACAAUGAGGUAGGAUCAGAGUGUAGAGGGACCUGAAGACAGUGACAGCACCAUGUAAAGACUGUAUAUCCAUUUAAUUCUGUUUAAGCAGUUCCAGUUACUGUCAUGUGUCUUUCACUCAGUCCGCAGAGAUUUUCUGUGAUGCUAAAUGAGUAAUAUCAGCAUCUUUAUACAAGUGUUCAUGCAAACAUGCCGUUUGAUAUUUCUUGGAUCAAAAUAUUUCUUCACUAGAAUCUUUGAUUUAUUUUUGUGUAAUUUAACUGAAAACAAAGUUUCAUCACUAAUUUUGUUUGUUUGCUUUUUCCCCACGCUGACCCUUCAGGCAGGUAUGUACUUAGUUUUACCGAUCAUCAGCCUUUUACAUCAGCCUUUACUCUGUUAUGGCAGCUAUGUUUGUAAAAAACUGAAACUGUGAUAUUAUUGCUGCGGUCACAUUGCAGAGGAGGACUCAGGGCUCUCUGUCUCUGAGCUUCUGGAGAGAGCCAACAGUAAUCUGGGUGAGUGUGAGCUGUUUUUCUCCUGAUCGUUUUUUUUUUCAAUCACCAAAACAGGUUUUAAAGUUGCUGUGUGAUGUGUUUCAGUCCGUUCUGUUGAUGAGCCCACCCUGAUCGAAGGGGACAUUGCCAUCGACUCAGAGGCCGAGAGAAACGCUGAUCCCUGCACCAGCCGUGGCUGCAUGUGGGGCAAGUGGACUGAUGGGAAGGUCUACAUCCCUUAUUACAUCACCAACCACUUCUGUAAGUGUCACUAACAGAGACACAGCUCAGACUUUAUAAAUAAACUUUUUACUUAGACUGCAGCUUAUUGCACUUAUGCUAACCAUUAAUUACAACUGCUUGUUCCAAAUAUAGUCUCAACAAAAGUUGCCUAAAAUUAAAACCAUGAUUGAAUGGAUGAAAGUGAAAUGUUCAAGUGCUUGUAAUAAAUGGAAAUCACUUGUACAUUAUCUGUCAUUACAACUACGUUUAAAGCAGUAUUUUUUUUGCACCAUGCUGAUUGUCCAUGUUUCUGGAUAAUCAGUAUUAUCCAAAAACAUGUAUAUAGUAUCCAUGAUAAAGAAAGUUUGAUUUAUUGUGCUGCUCUACAAGUCUGAACAAACUAAUAAAAUAACAAAGAAGUAAAAUGUUUUGUUGUGUGUUGUUGAGGGUAACUGUAAUUAUUAGAUGUCAUUUAACAUAUUUUAAGUCUUCUCCUGAUUUAAUGUUAGUGAUUUUACUUCUUGAAAAUACGAAAUCCAGUAUCUUGAAACCUAAUGAAUAUUUCCUACAAUCCAUCAAAAAAGUCUUAAAAGAAUAGAAAUAUCCUUUUUUUUAAACAACUUAGCGCUGAAUCACUGCUGAUGGAAAAUAUAGAGCUUCUAAUGACACUAUUAUUGUUGAGAUGCGGCUGUAUUUUAGAUGACAUAAUGCUGUAGCUACUGUUCUUGUGGUGUAAGGUAUAAAAGAGUAAGAGUUGUGUGUUGUCAACCCUCCAGCCUCUCGUGAGAAGUCCAUCAUCACCCGUGGACUGGAGUCCUUCUCCUCAUUCUCUUGCAUCCGCUUCAGGCCCAGCAGAAGCAGCGACCGCGACUGGCUGAGCAUUGAGUCCCAGAAUGGGUGAACCAAGAUUUACUGACAGUUUGAGUUACAUCUAAGCUUUCUCGAGCUGCUGUCUAUUUAACUUACCUCUGUGUCUCUGUUCAGCUGCUACUCCUUUGUUGGCCGUCGUGGUGGAAAGCAGGUGGUGUCUCUGGCUCGUCGUGGUUGUCUCUACCAUGGCACCGUCCAGCAUGAGCUGCUCCACGCUCUGGGAUUCAACCAUGAGCAGACCCGCUCUGACAGAGACAACCACAUCAAAGUCCUGCUGCAAAACGUGCAGUCUGGUAAUGAAGCUGUUUUUGUUCAUAGAUCAGAGACUAAAUCCAGUCUAACACAUCCUGAUAGACAGAUUUGUUUCCCUUUCCUAAUUUAUUAAAUUUGUAAUUUAUUUAUUUGUUUAGAAAGUCUGUACUAGUGUCCCCAAUAGAACCUAGUCCCUGCAGUCCUGCAGUGGAAAUUUGCUUUUGAACGCUUGAGGGAAAAGAGCUCUUUGGAAGUAUUUGAGCUCUCUGUUGCCUCCAAGUGGAGAGAAAGUGAACUCAUUUGAAAUUGAGACAAGUUGUGUUAGUUCAUACUUUGAGUAAAAGCUCAGUUUGAGACUCAAUUUUUCUGAAUUUGAAGUCAUCAGUACUCAGCACAGAUACUCCUCUAGCCACAUGACUCCAAACAAACCCUUGUUUAAUUAAUUUAUCAAAUUUUGUUUUUUUAGGAAUGGAGCACAACUUCAGAAAGAUCGCUACCCUGAACCAGGGCACAUCCUACGACUACAACUCUGUCAUGCAGUACCACAAGUGAGUGUAACUAUCCUUACUUCAUCCCUGCUAUUCAUCCUCAGACUUAAAGAGUGCUGCCUGAGUUUAGUCUAACUGCUCUCUGCCCUGCUGUAGGUAUGCUUUCUCCAAGAACAACCAGCCCACCAUGCUCCCCAUCCCCAACUCCAACGUGUCCUUUGGUAACGCUAAGGAGAUGAGCCGCAGUGACAUCGCCAGGCUCAACAAUCUCUACAAGUGCUGUGAGUGUCCAUACACAGGAUAAAUACACACAGUACCUGCAAAGACAGUUUGGUUACAGUCCUCUGCUAAUAACCUCUUUGUUUGUUGUCUCAGAAAAACCCUGUACAGAUGUCCUGGCUGUUCGAUCAGAGGAAAUCAUCUGGGACCAAUGCUGCAACCUGAACUCUGUAGUGAAACUUUUCUUUAUUAUGAAAUAAAGAACACAAACACAAAAA